AUGAGCCGCUCAGGAGCGGGCCCCUGGGUAGGAGGGUCUGUCCUGGCCACGGCCGCCCUUCGCGCGGCUCAUCAGGCCUUCACCGGCCCUGUGGUGGACUUCGAGCACGUGCUCUCCAGGUGCAGGGCUGUGGAGUGGGGGCGGCACGAGCUGGACAUCCCGUCACUCUGCUUGGGGGUGAUCCUGGGGCUGGUUCUAUGGCCGCUGCUCGAGCUCGUGGUGCUCCUCAAGCAGUGGAUGGUGGUGAGCCUUCGGGUUCGUCUGCUACAAGAUCAGCUGAGGUGGUUGGCGGGAGAGGUCAAGCAGUUGCGCUUCGGCCUCAACGACAUCAAGGCCGAGAUCGAACUCGUCAACAGCAAGAUCGAGCGCAUAGAGGACCAUAUCUUGGGAGCGGAGGAUUUUGAGCUUGUGAUGGACGAGCCCCCUGAACCUGAAGGCCUUGGUUGUCGUCAUGGGGGAACCGCAGAUGGACCAGGAUUUUCGGGGCGACCUGUUGGAAAAGUUGGGUCGAAGGGCAAGCCUGGUGGAAAGACGGAGGAGGAGCGUGCAGAGAUCGCGCAGGGCAUCGGUCGGUUUUUCAUUCGGUGCCUCAACGGCGGCUAUCGGGGCAAGUCGGGCAGGGACAACCUGGACUUGCCGAGCUCCAUCUUCGUGGUGAUUCGGGACAUCUGGGGCGUUGUGCACCUCGACCCGGUGAAGGUUUUCGACUCCUACCAGGGGGCCAAGGCCGUGGUGUCGCUCAAGGGCAAGUUCGGGGACUCCAUUUUCUGUUGCGGUGUCUACGGCCGGCGGGAGCUGGCCGAGGACACAAUGAGUGAGCUUGCGGAAUCUAUCAGGGACGGAGGGAUCGACCUUGCCUCCGUUGCCGUCGUCAGCAACAAGGUCGAAGGAGGGGUGGCAUUUGACUACACCCCAUUGCGGUUAGAGCUUGACCGCCCCGAGGGCUCCGUAGUCUCCCUGGGCGUGGUGGUGGUCGCCUCUGUUGAGGACGGCCGCGGAUUAGUUGCAGUUCCAGGGGAAGUGUGGAAUCGGGUGACGGCAAGACGGGUUCUACCUUCCGGAGCCCUUGAAAAGCCAUUGGCCGCCACAGUGGCGGGAUGCCUGGCCGAGGACAUGCUGGAAAGCGAGGACGGCCUCGACGUCAAGAUCUGGCUUGGUUGGAUGACCCCGGAGUUGCUCGACAAGUUGGAAGAGGGGAUCGACAGCCCGCUGGAUUACCCCUUCAAAGGUCGGCGAGGGGAGACAGGCCUCGACGGCAUCAACCUCUCCCUCAAGGAGCUCACCAAAUCACUGAAGAAAGAGGAACCGGCUUCCGCCUACGAGACCCCGGACGAGGUUGCUCCACCGCCCGGCCUUCAACGAGCUCCUGCUCUAAAGAAAUCCAACCCCCUGGGUGGAAAGGGCGAAGCAAAGGUCACAGGGCUCGACGCCGGGGUUGUUCGAGCCGCCCUUGCUGCCGGAGUGCCCCUCGAGCACCUGGAGAUCAUGGGCGACAUGGUGAAGAAGAAGCCAGGGCGCCUCGCCGAUGUUCCUCGGCAUCCGGGAGCGCGAGACCGGGCCCAACGAGCCUUGUCCGAGAGCGAAGAGGAGGACCUGAACGAACCGGUUGCGGAAGAUUUGGAGGAGCCGGAGGAUCCAGUAGGGCGAGCUUUGGUGCGGCUGACCAACAUCGUGCAGAACCUCACCGAGAGCAAGCAGAAGAAGAAGGCCACGAGUUUAGAAGAGGCCCUGGAUGGGUGCGGGUCCUCCGGAGGUGCUGGCGGAGACGCCCUGGGGCUUUCCUUCCGGCGUCAAGCCCAAGCCUAUCGCCAGCUGCAGAAGGCCCUCAUCGAGAACCCCAAAGACAUCUGCAAGAGCAUCAGCGCGAACAUGAGAGAGGACUUCGCCCUUCGCCGAGGCGGUCCUGGGUGUGCGGACCUUCACGCAACAUGGCGGGGGUGGGCAGAGCACCGGUCGCGCAUCCAGAAUUUUCCUUCGGUGGUGCGAUGGUCAUGGGCGGUUGCCGGAGCUCUGGACGCGUUGGAGUCUGGGUCUCAGGACGAAUGCAAAGCUCGCCUUAUGCUGAUGCUGGCUCAGGCCGACCAACAGGCAAUCGACCGAGGCUCGUGGUUGAUGGCUCAGGAGUUCUCUCUGGAGGCACCCCCGCCGUACAGCUCCUUCGCGGCCCAUCAAGCAAUCACGGCUGCCGAACUACAACACAGCAAACUGAUCGAUCCUCGAUGGGUCGACACCUUCAUGUCCCACCUACGGGAGGCAGACGACUACGCCGACAGGAGGAAGAAGUUGGACUCAAAGCAAAGGCCCAAUCCGGCCUGGAGCAGCGAAGGUCACCAGGAGCCCGCUUACAAGAAGGGCGCCGGGAAGACCAAGAAAGGCUUCGGGAAGAAGGGAGAGGGGGGAGGGGACGGCGGCAAGGCCACGGGCGCGCUCUGGUCAGAGGAGGCCCCGCAAGAGAGGGCCACAGCUCCUGUUUGGCCUAUGCCGCUGCCUUACUUUGAGGUUUUCAAGCCUGGCGGAUCCCCGCCCGAUGAGGAGGCGGCGGUGGUGAGCCGGCUUGAGCGGCUUAGUGGAGCUUGGAAAUCCUACCCCGACAUCCCCGCAGAGGAGAUGGGACGGGGUGCAGCAAAAAUUGAGUUGUUUGAGGAAAUCACGGGCAAGUUGGAGGCCUCGUUCACUGCGCUACACGCGCCGAUGCCCUAUGCCUCUCAAAAGAAGAAGAAGUUCUCCUCAGGGGCCGCACAGCACAGUCGCCCCACGGUCCUGGGGCGUUCUAGGAACGGCAACGUCUCUGCCGCUCAGGAGAUUGUGGCCGACAGGAUCCGUUUCCACGGGAAGCCUUGCUUUGAUCCUCGGCCCUAUCUCGAUCCUGGUAGCAAGGAGCUUUACGAACGCCCCCUAGAGCUUGCAAUGGCCAAAGACCUUUACAUGGGCGUCAUCCCGCGAGUCAGAGUUCAUGCGAGCCCGUCUGAGAAGUUGAAGCUCUUGGAGGUCUUCGACAAGGCAGGACGCCUUGGCUUUGUGGGCUACUCCACGGUGGACCCGGAGUUGGUGAACGGCCUGUUCUCCGUGGUCAAAGACUUAGAAAAGGACAGGCUGAUUUUAGAUGCUCGUCCUGGAAAUUGCUUGCAGGAGCCGCGGAAUAGGUGGAUCUACUCGAUGGGAAGCACCCGAGCGAUCCUGGAGAUAGUCCUCAGACCUCGAGAAACCCUGGUGAUGGCCACGGACGACCUCAAGGACUUCUACUACUGCUUUACGGUUGGAGCAGAGAGGAUGCGGCGGAACGCUCUGCAGGGCCCUUUGCCUACGCACGUGGCUAAGCGCUUCUCCGCGUUCCCUUCGGAGCUCAGUCGGGAGAAGUCCGUUUACGCCUGCCUCAAGUCUCUGGCCAUGGGUGAUUCCUCGGCGUGUGAGUUUGCCCAGACCUGCCACAUAGCCAUGGGCCUGCGGGCCCGCGCCUUCGACAUGCGGCAUUUGUUGACCCUCCGAGGCCGGGUACCACGGGGCGACUUCAUGGCUGGGGUUGUGAUUGACGACUUGGUCAUGAUGCAGAAGGCUCCGGGCCAGUACAAGAGCGUAGGGCUCACAGCUCACCCGACCAAGGGCUCCACCGACAGCACUGUUGGUGAGUUUUGGGGCGCCCAUCUCGAUGGCAUCAGCGGGCUGGUCCGGCCAAACCCGCGGAGGGUCAUCCCAAUCGUGAUUGUCACCUACAGGAUCGCUUCGCUGGGCGUCUGCACCAUCGCCUUGCUCGAGGCAUUGACUGGAUGCUACUGCGCCAUCUUCGGUUUCCGGAGGAGGCUCAUGUCCCUCAUCGAAGGCGUGUACGGCAUCCUCUCUAACAUGGACAGGCGGGACAUCAUUCGGCUUUCCACCAAGCAUCUGCGACGAGCUAUGUCCUGGGCUUUGCUCAGCCCGCUGGCCGUGGGUGACUUGCGAGCGCAGCCACACCCGUACCUCUACAUGACCGAUGCCUCGGACUGGGGGGAAGCUGCAGUUUGCAGUCGCCUCCCCGAGCCCUUGGCACACGAGUUCCUGCGGCACUCCGUGAUCAAGCCUACUUGGACGCGGUUGCUUUCCCCUUUCAAGGUCUAUCUCAAGGAGCGCGGGAAGCUGCCCCCUGAGCUGGAGUUGCCCGAUGGGUCGUGCUUCAGGGAUCAUCCGUUGUGGGAAACAGCCGCUCGGUGCUUAUCCUACAGCGUGUGUCGGGCCAGGCAUGCUCGCCGGCCUAGGCACAUCAACAUCGGGGAGGUAAGGGCUGCUUUCAUCGCCGAAGAGGCUGUGGGGCGCGAGGGUGGCGACGCUCGAGUACUGAUUGGCAUUGACAGCCAGGUCGCCAUCGGCGUGCUAUGCAAAGGCCGAUCGGCUUCCCCUUCGCUGAAUGCCGAGCUCCGAUCCAGCCUCGCUAGGUACCUCGGUUUUGGCAUCUACGAGCACGUCGGCUACGUGAGGUCUUUACAAUCCCAGCGAUGA
Molecule: messenger RNA, 4470 nt
Organism: Effrenium voratum
Lineage: Eukaryota; Dinophyceae; Suessiales; Symbiodiniaceae
Source: the annotation of a GenBank genome assembly